GCAUGGUUUGACGGGUCUCAGCCGCGCUGGCCAUUUUGCUGGGCGCCUGGUCAUUGCUCUGAAUGCGCGCCUUUUUUGUUAAGUGCCCACAUGGAUCGUACGCUCGCGCCCCGGGAGUAUACCUAGAUUGCUCCUUUUCCUUUGCUCGCAUGCAGCUGUCAUGGAGGUGCUGUGCUGUCUUCGAAGAAGGGAGAUCGCCAGUCAAUCGGCCCAUCUACGCUGGAAACGGCUCGCCUCUUCGCUCGCACAUCCAUGCAUUGCAACUCCUCAUGACUCACAUCCUUUCUCCCCUCUUCUUAAGAGUUUGUCUUUCAGCUGCAUAGUCCAUCUCCCUUCCUCCCAUUACAGCAUGCAACAUGCUUUCCUCCACCCGUCUAUGCCGGCGCACCGCCUACGCAGACCAGACAAGGCGUGGGAGAGAGGCUUUGGGCUUGAGGAAGCCCAACGUCGCAGGCCCAAACUCAUCAUGCAAAGCACGGACGGGGUAGACGCAUGCAUCGAGAACUGGAAGUGGCAGUUUCCUGUUCGGGAAGAGAAACCGAACCCACGCGGUGCGCACGGACUCCGUACCGACUCUUUGGUAGAUUGCGGUUGCUGCUUGCGGAAGAGACUCGGUACGCGCUGUGAGCAAUGGAGGGUUUCUUGACAGCAUUCGAUUGAGGCAGGUUCUGGGGUCAGCUGUGCGUCGACCAACCCUCACGUCAGUGGUAGACCACACGCAUUACCACUCAUCAACCGCAUCGAAAGUUCCUAUGUCGUCGUGUAGUUAUUCAAGAGACAUGUUCUACAAUGCAUGGACGUAAAUCGUCAGAUCUCCGCCUCCUUCCUUCUUCUCCCCAUUUUCUGGUGUUCUCAUG
Messenger RNA from Saitoella complicata NRRL Y-17804, 857 nucleotides. RefSeq lists its product as uncharacterized. The record is from RefSeq and is a predicted model, not a curated record. Bases 161 to 646 code for a protein of 161 amino acids. Lineage: Eukaryota; Fungi; Ascomycota; Saitoellomycetes; Saitoellales; Saitoellaceae. The transcript has a single exon.